Thermothelomyces thermophilus ATCC 42464 is the source of this 710-nucleotide messenger RNA. RefSeq lists its product as uncharacterized. The record is from RefSeq and is a predicted model, not a curated record. The annotation marks the transcript as partial. The transcript has a single exon. NCBI's taxonomy places the organism in Eukaryota, Fungi, Ascomycota, Sordariomycetes, Sordariales, Chaetomiaceae.
CCCUCGGCCGAACGCUGGCGGACGUGUCCCGCGGACUUCAGCACGUUACAGUUGCAUUCAUGGCUGACGCCAGGGACUUCUUCAGAGCGUGGCCUUCAAGCCCUGACUAGAGCUACUGGACCUGGUACACACUCGAGUCGCUGUCGCUGACGUCGCAGCUGCUGGCCCCGAACGCGGAUCCUGCCGAGCGAGAGAACUUGUUGCUUAGCGCGAGCGUCCCGAUUGGGAAUAUGCGCAAACUGAAGACGCUGGAGAUUUGGAAUGGGAGACCGCAGGUAGCCGGUCUUUUUCGAUACCAGCGGGCAAGGGCAAGCCCAAAAUAUCACGCCACUAUCACCUGGAAGGCGACCUGGGCAGGGGAGAGUGACUUGAGCGACAGGGUUAUCAUGGCCUGGAGGGCUGCUGCAGCUCGGCAGAGCGGACUGAACGCCGAUGAGCUGAGGUUCACGGUAGAACGGCAGCUGCUGGAGGGGCAUGCCGUUUUAUCGCACGCGCACGCAAUUCGCCAGCUGGGACUUCAUAUUCAGGUUUUGGACCCGGGAUCAGAGGAGCAGAUAGCGUUGGAGGCAACCUCGGCAGCAGCUGAGGAUAGUUGACAGGGGGGCUACUGAGGGAUAUUGUCUGCGAUCCGAAGCACUGCAGAAGCACCAGCGAUGGAGAAGUAGAGAGAGCGAAUAGAGAUAAUGGUAUCAAAACUACGUACGAACGCC